Biomphalaria glabrata is the source of this 8118-nucleotide messenger RNA. RefSeq names its product microtubule-associated protein futsch-like. NCBI's taxonomy places the organism in Eukaryota, Metazoa, Mollusca, Gastropoda, Planorbidae. The coding region runs from base 1 to 8118 and encodes 2705 amino acids. The transcript has 4 exons. The record is from RefSeq and is a predicted model, not a curated record.
AUGGAAUCUGAAUCUUUUGAAGGUCCAGAAUUUAGUCAAGAAUCUGAGGCAACAAAGGCACCUGAAUCUAGAAAGAAAUCAGAACCAAAUGAAGGACUGGAAUCUAGAAAGCUAUCAGAAUCAAACCAAGGACUGGAAUCUAGAAAGCAAUCUGAAUCGAAACAACAGCUGGAAUCUAGAAAGCAAUCAGUAUCGAAACAAGAACUGGAUUCUAGAAAAUACUCAGAACCAAACGAAGUACGGGAAUCUAGAAAGCAAUCAGAAUUAAAACAAGGACUGGAUUCUAGAGAAGAAUCGGAACCAAACGAAGUACUGGAAUCUAGAAAGCAAUCAGAAUCGAAACAAGAGCUGGAAUCUAGAAAGCAAUCAGAAUCGAAACAAGAGCUGGAAUCUAGAAAGCAAUCAGAACCGAAACAAGAGCUGGAAUCUAGAGAAGAAUCGAAACCAAACAAAGUACUGGAAUCUAGAAAGCAAUCUGAAGAAUCGAAACAAGGACUGGAAUCUAAAAAACACUCUGACUCAAAACAAGGACUGGAAUCUAGAAAAGAAUCAGAGCCAAAACAAGGGCUGGAAUCUAGUAAACAAUCUGACUCAAAACAAGGACUGGAAUCUAGAAUAGAAUUAGAGCCAAUACAAGGACAUGAAUCUAGAAAAGAAUCAGGGCCAAAACAAGGGCUGGAAUCUAGAAAAGAAACAGAGCCAAAACAAGGGCUGGAAUCUAGAAAACAAUCUGACUCAAAACAAGGACUGGAAUCUACAAAAGAAUCAGAGCCAAAACAAGGGCUGGAAUCUAGAAAAGAAUCAGAGCCAAAACAAGGACUGGAAUCUACAAAAGAAUCAGAGCCAAAACAAGGACAGGAAUCUAGAAAUGAAUCUCAGCCAAAACAAGGACUGGAAUCUAGAAAAGAGUCAGAGCCAAAACUAGGGCUGGAAUCUACAAAAGAAUCAGAGCCAAAACAAGGACUGGAAUCUAGAAAUGAAUCUCAGCCAAAACAAGGGCUGGAAUCUAGAAAAGAAUCAGAGCCAAAACAAGGGUUGGAAUCUAGAAAAGAAUCAGAGCCAAAACAAGGGCUGGAAUCUAGAAAACAAUCUGACUCAAAACAAGGGCUGGAAUCUAGAAAAGAAUCAGAGCCAAAACAAGGACAGAAAUCUAGAAAAGAAACAGAGCCAAAACAAGGACUGGAUUCUAGAGAAGAAUCGGAACCAAACGAAGUACUGGAAUCUAGAAAGCAAUCAGAAUCGAAACAAGAGCUGGAAUCUAGCAAGCAAUCAGAACCAAAACAAGAGCUGGAAUCUAGAGAAGAAUCGAAACCAAACAAAGUACUGGAAUCUAGAAAGCAAUCUGAAGAAUCGAAACAAGGACUGGAAUCUAGAAAACACUCUGACUCAAAACAAGGACUGGAAUCUAGAAAAGAAUCAGAGCCAAAACAAGGGCUGGAAUCUAGAAAACAAUCUGACUCAAAACAAGGACUGGAAUCUAGAAUAGAAUUAGAGCCAAAACAAGGACAUGAAUCUAGAAAAGAAUCAGGGCCAAAACAAGGGCUGGAAUCUAGAAAACAAUCUGACUCAAAACAAGGACUGGAAUCUAGAAAAGAAACAGAGCCAAAACAAGGACUGGAAUCUAGAAAAGAAUCAGAGCCAAAACAAGGACUGGAAUCUAGAAAAGAUUCAGAGCCAAAACAAGGGCUAGAAUCUAGAAAAGAAUCAGAGCCAAAACAAGGACAUGAAUCUAGAAAAGAAUCAGAGCCAAUACAAGGAUUGGAAUCUAGAAAAGAAUCAGAGCCAAAACAAGGGCUGGAAUCUAGUAAACAAUCUGACUCAAAACAAGGACUGGAAUCUAGAAUAGAAUUAGAGCCAAUACAAGGACAUGAAUCUAGAAAAGAAUCAGGGCCAAAACAAGGGCUGGAAUCUAGAAAAGAAACAGAGCCAAAACAAGGGCUGGAAUCUAGAAAACAAUCUGACUCAAAACAAGGACUGGAAUCUACAAAAGAAUCAGAGCCAAAACAAGGGCUGGAAUCUAGAAAAGAAUCAGAGCCAAAACAAGGACUGGAAUCUACAAAAGAAUCAGAGCCAAAACAAGGACAGGAAUCUAGAAAUGAAUCUCAGCCAAAACAAGGACUGGAAUCUAGAAAAGAGUCAGAGCCAAAACUAGGGCUGGAAUCUACAAAAGAAUCAGAGCCAAAACAAGGACUGGAAUCUAGAAAUGAAUCUCAGCCAAAACAAGGGCUGGAAUCUAGAAAAGAAUCAGAGCCAAAACAAGGGUUGGAAUCUAGAAAAGAAUCAGAGCCAAAACAAGGGCUGGAAUCUAGAAAACAAUCUGACUCAAAACAAGGGCUGGAAUCUAGAAAAGAAUCAGAGCCAAAACAAGGACAGAAAUCUAGAAAAGAAUCAGAGCCAAAACAAGGACUGGAUUCUAGAGAAGAAUCGGAACCAAACGAAGUACUGGAAUCUAGAAAGCAAUCAAAAUCGAAACAAGAGCUGGAAUCUAGCAAGCAAUCAGAACCAAAACAAGAGCUGGAAUCUAGAGAAGAAUCGAAACCAAACAAAGUACUGGAAUCUAGAAAGCAAUCUGAAGAAUCGAAACAAGGACUGGAAUCUAGAAAACACUCUGACUCAAAACAAGGACUGGAAUCUAGAAAAGAAUCAGAGCCAAAACAAGGGCUGGAAUCUAGAAAACAAUCUGACUCAAAACAAGGACUGGAAUCUAGAAUAGAAUUAGAGCCAAAACAAGGACAUGAAUCUAGAAAAGAAUCAGGGCCAAAACAAGGGCUGGAAUCUAGAAAACAAUCUGACUCAAAACAAGGACUGGAAUCUAGAAAAGAAACAGAGCCAAAACAAGGACUGGAAUCUAGAAAAGAAUCAGAGCCAAAACAAGGACUGGAAUCUAGAAAAGAUUCAGAGCCAAAACAAGGGCUAGAAUCUAGAAAAGAAUCAGAGCCAAAACAAGGACAUGAAUCUAGAAAAGAAUCAGAGCCAAUACAAGGAUUGGAAUCUAGAAAAGAAUCAGAGCCAAAACAAGGACUGGAAUCUAGAAAAGAAUCAGAGCCAAAACAAGGACUGGAAUCUAGAAAAGAAUCAGAGCCAAAACAAGGGCUGGAAUCUAGAAAACAAUCUGACUCAAAACAAGGACUGGAAUCUAGAAAAGAAUCAGAGCCAAAACAAGGACUGAAAUCUAGAAAAGAAUCAGAGCCAAAACAAGGACUGGAAUCUAGAAAACAAUCUGACUCAAAACAAGGACUGGAAUCUAGAAAAGAAUCAGAGCCAAAACAAGGGCUGGAAUCUAGAAAAGAAUCAGAGCCAAAACAAGUGCUAGAAUCUAGAAAAGAAUCAGAGCCAAAACAAGGGCUGGAAUCUAGAAAAGAAUCUGACUCAAAACAAGGACUGGAAUCUAGAAAAGAAUCAGAGCCAAAACAGGGACUUGAAUCUAGAAAACAAUCUGACUCAAAACAAGGGCUGGAAUCUAGAAAAGAAUCAGAGCCAAAACAGGGACUGGAAUCUAGAAAAGAAUCUGAGCCAAAACAAGGACAUGAAUCUAGAAAAGAAUCAGAGCCAAAACAAGGACUGGAAUCUAGAAAAGAAUCAGAGCCAAAACAAGGACUGGAAUCUAGAAAAGAAUCAGAGCCAAAACAAGGGCUAGAAUCUAGAAAAGAAUCAGAGCCAAAACAAGGACAUGAAUCUAGAAAAGAAUCAGAGCCAAUACAAGGAUUGGAAUCUAGAAAAGAAUCAGAGCCAAAACAAGGACUGGAAUCUAGAAAAGAAUCAGAGCCAAAACAAGGACUGGAAUCUAGAAAAGAAUCAGAGCCAAAACAAGGACUGGAAUCUAGAAAAGAAUCAGAACCAAAACAUGGACUGGAAUCUAGAAAAGAAUCAGAGCCAAAACAAGGGCUGGAAUAUAGUAAAAAUGCAGAAUUAACACAAGAACUGGAAUCUAAAAAUAAAUUAGAACCAAAACAAGGGUUGCAAUCUAGAAAAGAAUCAGACCCAAAACAAGAGCUGGAAUCUAGAAAAGAAUCAGAGCCAAAACAAGGGCUGGAAUCUAGAAAAGAAUCAGAGCCAAAACAUGGACUGGAAUCUAGAAAUGAAUCUCAGUCAAAACAAGGACUGGAAUCUAGAAAAGAAUCAGAGCCAAAACAAGGACUGGAAUCUAGAAAAGAAUCAGAGCCAAAACAAGGACUGGAAUCUAGAAAUGAAUCUCAGCCAAAACAAGGACUGAAAUCUAGAAAAGAAUCAGAGCCAAAACAAGGGUUGGAAUCUAGAAAAGAAUCAGAGCCAAAACAAGGGCUGGAAUCUAGAAAAGAAUCAGAGCCAAAACAAGGGCUGGAAUCUAGAAAAGAAUCAGAGCCAAAACAAGGACUGGAAUCUAGAAAUGAAUCUCAGCCAAAGCAAGGACUGGAAUCUAGAAAAGAAUCAGAGCCAAAACAAGGGCUGGAAUCUAGAAAAGAAUCAGAGCCAAAACAUGGACUGGAAUCUAGAAAAGAAUCAGAGCCAAAACAAGGGCUGGAAUAUAGUAAAAAUGCAGAAUCAACACAAGGGCUGGAAUCUAGAAAGUUAUCAGAUUUAAAACAAGGACUGGAAUCUAAAAAUAAAUUAGAACCAAAACAAGGGUUGCAAUCUAGAAAGCCAUCUGAUUUAAAACAAGGACUGGAAUCUAGAAAGCCAUCUGAUUCAAAACAAGUACUGGACUAUAGAAAGGUAUCAGAAUCGAAACAAGGACUGGAAUCUAGAAAUGAAUUAGAACCAAAACAAGGUCUGGAAUCUAGAAAGUUAUCAGAAUCAAAACAAGGACUGGAAUCUAGAAAGCCAUCUGAUUUUAAACAAGGGCUGGAAUCUCGAAAGCUAUCUGAUUUUAAACAAGGGCUGGAAUCUAGAAAGCCAUCUGAUUUUAAACAAGGGCUGGAAUCUAGAAAGCUAUCAGAAUCAAAACAAGAACAAUCAUAUAUAAAAGAAUCAGAACCAAAAGAAGAACUGGAUUCUAAAAAGCUAUCAGAAUCAAAACAAGGACUGGAAUCUAGAAAUGAAUUAAAACCAAAACAAGAGUUGGAAUCUAGAAAGUUAUCAGAUUUAAAACAAGGACUAGAAUCUAGAAAGCCAUCUGAUUUAAAACAAGGGCUGGAAUCUAGAAAGUUAUCAGAAUCUAAACAAGGACUGGAAUCUAGAAAUGAAUUAGAACCAAAACAAGGGCUGGAAAAUAGAAAGCCAUCUGAUUCAAAACAAGCGCUGGAAUCUAGAAAGCUAUCAGAAUUGAAACAUGGACUGGAAUCUAUAAAAGAAUCAGAACCAAAACAAGGACUAAAUCCCAGAAAGCCAUCAGAUUCAAAACAAGGAUUGGAAUCUAGAAAGUUAUCAGAAUCAAAACAAGAACUUGAGUCUAGAAAAGAAUCCUACUCCAAACAAGGAUUGGAAUCUAGAAAAAAAUCAGAGCCAAAACAAGGGCUGGAAUCUAGAAAAGAAUCAGAAUCAAAACAUGGACUAGAGUCUAGAAAUUUAUCAGAACCAAAACAAGGUCUAUCAGAAUUGAAACAAGGACUGGAAUCUAGAAAGCUAUCAGAAUCAAAACAAGGACUGGAAUCUAGAAAGCUAUCAGAAUCAAAACAAGGACUGGAAUUUAAAAAGGAAUCAGAACCACAACAAGGACUUAAGUCUAGACAAGAAUCUGAAUCGAAACAAGGACUGGAAUCUAGAAAGCUAUCAGUAUCAAAACAAGGACUGGAAUCUAGAAAGCUAUCUGAUUCAAAACAAGGGCUGGAAUCUAGAAAGCCAUCUGAUUCAAAACAAGGGCUGGAAUCUAGAAAGCUAUUAGAAUCAAAACAAGGACUGGAAUCUAGAAAGCUAUCAGAAUCAAAACAAGGGCUGGAAUCUAUAAAAGAAUCAGAACCAAAAGAAGGACUAGAUUCUAGAAAGUCAUCAACACAACAAGGACUGGAAUCGACAAAGCAAACAGAAUUAAAACAAGGGCUGGAAUCUAGAAAGCUAUCAGUAUCAAAACAAGGACUGGAAUCUAGAAAGCUAUCAGAAUCAAAACAAGGGCUGGAAUCUAGAAAGCCAUCUGAUUCAAAACAAGGACUGGAAUCUAGAAAGCUAUCAGAAUCAAAACAAGGGCUGGAAUCUAUAAAAGAAUCAGAACCAAAAGAAGGACUAGAUUCUAGAAAGUCAUCAACACAAGGACUGGAAUCGACAAAGCAAACAGAAUUAAAACAAGGGCUGGAAUCUAUAAAAGAAUCUGAAAUAAAACAAGGAUCUAAUUCCCACAAACUAUCUGAAUUUCAGAAAAGAUCUCAAUCAUUGAUAACUUCUGAACCUAAAAAUGAUUUUUUAUCCAAAGAUGUAUCUUCUGACUCUGUUAAAGUAACUUCACAAGAUCUAGGAGCCCUAUCAAAAAAAGAAUCUGAGUUGAAGGAUAAAGUUGAUUCAAGAAAAAAUUCUGAAAUCAAACAAAAACUUGAAUCCAGAAAGGAAUCUAAACCUAGUCAUGAGGCUGAAUCUAGAAAGGAAUCUGAGCCUAGUCAAGAAGGUGAAUCUAUUAAAGAAUCUGAACCUAUUCAAGAAGGUGAUUCUAAAAAGGAAUCUGAACCUAGUCAUGAGGCUGAAUUUAGAAAGGAAUCUGAACCUAGUCAAGAAGGUGAAUCUAUUAAAGAAUCUGAACCUAUUCAAGAAGUUGAUGCUAAAAAGGAAUCUGAACCUAGUCAUGAGGCUGAAUUUAGAAGGGAAUCUGAACCUAGUCAAGAAGGUGAAUCAAGAAAGGAAUCUGAACCUAGUCAUGAGGCUGAAUUUAGAAAUGAAUCUGAACCUAGUCAUGAGGCUGAAUUUAGAAAUGAAUCUGAACCUAGUCAUGAGGAUGAAUUUAGAAAGGAAUCUGAACCUAGUCAUGAAGAGAAAUCUAGAAAGGAAUCUGAACCUAGUCAUGAGGCUGAAUUUAGAAAUGAAUCUGAACCUAGUCAUGAGGCUAAAUCUAGAAAGGAAUCUGAACCUAGUCAUGAGGCUGAAUUUAGAAAUGAAUCUGAACCUAGUCAUGAGGCUGAAUCUAGAAAGGAAUCUGAACCUAGUCAUGAGGCUGAAUCUAGAAAGGAAUCUGAACCUAGUCAUGAGGCUGAAUCUAGAAAGGAAUCUGAACCUAGUCAUGAGGCUGAAUUUAGAAAUGAAUCUGAACCUAGUCAUGAGGCUAAAUCUAGAAAGGAAUCUGAACCUAGUCAUGAGGCUGAAUUUAGAAAUGAAUCUGAACCUAUUCAUGGGGAUGAAUUUAGAAAGGAAUCUGAACCUAGUCCUGAAGAGAAAUCUAGAGAGGAAUCUGAACGUAGUCAUGAAGAGAAAUCUAGAAAGGAAUCUGAACCUAGUCAUGAAGAGAAAUCUAGAAAGGAAUCUGAACCCAGUCAUGAGGAUGAAUCUAGAAAAGAAUCGGAACCUAGUCAUGAGGAUGAAUCUAGAAAGAAAUCUGAACCCAAUCAAGAUGUCAAAUCUAGAAAAGAAUCCGAAGCUAGUAACAAAACUGAAAUUACAAAGGAAAUUGAACCAAGUCUUGAAUCUGAACCAAAAGAAUUAUCAAGUAUCAAUUCACAAACUACAACAGCUUCCUUAUCUAUGAAAGUAUCUGGAACUGGUACCAGUCAGUCUAGGAAAGAUUCCAAGCAAGAAUUGGAAUCUCAGAGAUCUUCUCUUGCUCACAAACCAGAAGGCCUCAUAGAAACAUUGUCCAAUGAUGGCUCUAGGAAAGGAUCUGUUACACAAACAUCUUAUGAACCUAGUCAAGAAACAGCUUCAGCUGGACUCAAGAAGAAACCAUCCAGGCAUCAAAGUUUUGAAAGUGAGCAAGCUGUCACCAGCAAUGAUACAUUAGUGAAAAAGGAUGGUCCGUCCAAAACUGAGAACUCAAAACCAAGGUCUCGAAAGAAAAAUUCAGAAUCUGUUACAUUUUCAGACAGUCACAAUCUCAAUCCAUCUUCUGCCCAUCGCUCAGGAUCAAGACCUUCUUCACAAUCAUUGAAUGAUGAAUCUCACCAGGGUCUAGACAAACAAUUGUCUGAAGUCACCUCUGAUUGCCAGUUUCCUUUAUUCAUUUCUUCCACUCUUGGAAGAUCAGAGUGGCUGUUGUGCGCAGGGAUCAAGCCUACUCAAGGGGACUAA